CGGGUGGGUGUGAGUUGGGGCAGGAAGUGAUUCUGUUGUGUGGGGACUGAAUGGUGAGAGCAUGUGAGGUGCUGCGGACGGGGAGCCUCUAUCGCCAUGACUGACCACUGCUGCUGACACUGGAACAGCCGGGAGGAGAUCUAUAGAAUAAGUCACGUGCCGAGGAAUAUGGCUAAAGAGCUCCGUGGGCAGUAUGAACCCGUUGCAGAAAUUGGGGUCGGAGCCUAUGGAACUGUGUAUAAGGCCCGGGACUUACAGAGUGGGAAGUUUGUAGCCCUUAAAAACGUGCGCGUUCAGACCAACGAGAAUGGCCUCCCCCUGUCGACAGUCAGGGAAGUAGCGCUGCUGAAACGCCUGGAGCACUUCGACCAUCCGAAUAUUGUAAAGCUAAUGGAUGUUUGCGCUUCUGCCCGGACUGACAGAGAAACAAAAGUCACCUUAGUUUUUGAGCACGUGGACCAAGACCUAAAGACUUAUUUGAAUAAAGUUCCUCCUCCUGGCUUGCCUCUUGAAACCAUUAAGAACCUAAUGAGGCAGUUCCUCUCUGGCCUAGAAUUCCUCCAUUUGAACUGUAUUGUGCACCGCGACCUGAAGCCAGAAAAUAUCCUGGUGACCAGCUGUGGACAGGUUAAACUAGCCGAUUUUGGCCUUGCGCGGAUUUACAGCUGCCAGAUGGCACUAACCCCUGUGGUAGUGACCCUGUGGUAUCGAGCUCCUGAGGUGUUACUCCAGUCCACAUAUGCCACACCAGUAGACAUCUGGAGUGUGGGAUGCAUCUUUGCAGAGAUGUUCAGGCGGAAGCCUCUGUUUUGUGGGAAUUCAGAAGCUGACCAGCUGUGCAAAAUUUUUGAUAUGAUUGGUCUCCCCUCUGAAGAAGAAUGGCCAGAAGACGUCACUUUGCCACGAUCCGCCUUCUCUCCAAGGAGUCAGCAGCCAGUAGAGAAGUUUGUUCCUGAAAUUGAUGCCACGGGGGCUCAGCUUCUGUUAGAUAUGUUAACCUUUAACCCCCUGAGACGCAUAUCUGCAUCGCAGGCUCUACAUCACGCCUUCUUCUCCGAGGACCUCGAGGCCUGCUCCACACCAGAACCAUUCCUGCGUGCGCGAGUCACAGCAGAUGAAGUGAAAUGAAUCGUUGGUGGAUUCUAGACACAUCUGCCUUUUUAUUUUUAGAGUCUCAAUAGAAGAUCGUUGAUUGUUUUUUUUUAUCAUGACACUAAGCUAGCCCAGUUGUAUGCAACCCAUAUGCCAUUAAGUAUUGGUCUGAUGACAGAUGGUUCAAUGCAAAGCCUGACCGCGUAUCACUAUGAGGACGACUGCUUAGAAGAGAUGAAUUUUCUAUUUCACUUUUUGUUACGUCAUAAAGCUCUUUUAUGGCAUUGAUGACAUGUAUUCACCAGAUCCUUCAUUUAGGCCGUGACAAUGUGUCCAGUUUUUAGCCACAGAUAAAAACCAAAAACUUUUAUAUCCAGUGAAGACAUUUUACAUUAGUCGUUUUCCAGACAUUUCCUAGUAUUUAUUCCAGGCUCUUUUUCUGCUUUUUAAACAUUAGUUUUUGUAAGUGAUUCAAAGACAGACUCUCACCAGCUGUGUGCGAACAGAGGGACCAGAUGGGACAUUGGAUCAACUAUUGCUGGCCGAGGUAGCCACGCCUGUCCAGCUGUUGUGCAAAUCACCUGCCAUCGGGACAGGCUGGAACUUCUAGUCUCACAACAGCUGACGUGUUCACAUUGCCUUCUUCUUUGGCUCAUGUUGUACUACUAUUAAAGACUGACUUGUAAUGAUCACCUAUUUCCAUAAACUGUGCAAAUCUAAAA
Messenger RNA from Bufo bufo (common toad), 1814 nucleotides. It is a transcript of the gene CDK4, whose product is annotated as cyclin dependent kinase 4. Gene Ontology annotation, cellular component: cyclin-dependent protein kinase holoenzyme complex; cytoplasm; nucleus. Bases 169 to 1128 code for a protein of 319 amino acids. NCBI's taxonomy places the organism in Eukaryota, Metazoa, Chordata, Amphibia, Anura, Bufonidae. The record is from RefSeq and is a predicted model, not a curated record. Gene Ontology annotation, biological process: regulation of G2/M transition of mitotic cell cycle; protein phosphorylation; regulation of gene expression. The transcript has 8 exons. Gene Ontology annotation, molecular function: ATP binding; cyclin-dependent protein serine/threonine kinase activity; cyclin binding.